CGGCGUUCGCUAACACUGAUUGUUUGUCAUUUGCGCAGCCAGAGGGGGAGGGAAACACCCUCAAUACGUAUUCUGAAAGGUAAUAUUGAAUGCCGCAAUGUGGGCAUAUUUUUACAUGCCGCUGAUGCCCAGGCCGUGGUUCUUGGAUAUGGUGGAACCACAUCUAUAAAAAUGACCCCCGAUGCCGCGAUGGCAUCGAUUUCUUAGAAACCAAGCUGCAACUAUAAAAGUAUGUGACCGCAGACGAUGCUAUACCCCACGAUGCAUGCAUUGUAUGGUGUCAACAGUCCAGCACCGCUUAUGGAGUCCGCCUUCCGGUGCACCCGGCUGCCACUGGCAGUACACUCUGAGAAGAUUGAAAGGGCACAGGUGUAAGGAGGACACUGACACUGGCAGUGACAACUUGAAGGGAUUUUCUCACACUGGUCACGUACCACUGGCAGCUUUUGACAAGUUGUCACGUGUUCAGGUGGACAUACGCGCCGACGCCGUGCUAACUUUAGUUUUCUCUCUUUCGACACCCUCAUCUCCUGCCGACGCUCACAAUGCAAUGUUGAUGACAGUCCAUGAGUCCAAGGUGAGUUCAAAAGUUAUCUGCUACCCGGGAUGGCUUAGCCGGUGGUUCUGCUCCUCAUCACCUCAUGCACAUGCAUCAUGGGCGGAUUCCUUGUGUCUGGCUUGGCAAGUCACGACAUCACAUUUUAACCCAGACGCACGCGCUACGUAUUGGUCCCGCGAGUGCCGAGCCCAGGGAUCUUGUGGCAUGCUACUAGGUUCUCUCUAGUA
Molecule: messenger RNA, 786 nt
Organism: Suillus clintonianus
Lineage: Eukaryota; Fungi; Basidiomycota; Agaricomycetes; Boletales; Suillaceae
Exons: 3
Coding region: 182-784 (200 amino acids)
Source: RefSeq, a predicted model, not a curated record